AUGCCUGCGCCAUCAACAGUACCUGCGACGGACGAAGAAGAUGGCCAUGGAUCAUCCAGUCAGUGCUGCGCGCCGCUGUCGGCGCUCACGCACCCAGUCGACGUGGGCGAGAUGAGAGACCGCGGCAUGCUCCAAAACGCCUUCUGCCUCCCGCCGCUCUUCGGCCCGCUGCUCUUCGACAACGAGCAGAGCGACUGCCGCGACCACGCCGCCAACGAGCGAACCUUCCUCUCGUACCUGCGGCUCUCCAUCUACAUGUCCAUCGUGGCCGUGGCCAUCGUGCUGUCGUUCCACCUGCGCAAGACGGCGUCUGACAUCGAGCUGCGCAUGGCCAAGCCGCUCGGGGUCGUCUUCUGGGUGCUGUCGGUCAGCUGCCUGGGCGUCGGCAUCGCCAACUACACGAAAACGGUCAACAAGUACAGCCGGCGGGCCGCGCUUGUGCAGAGCGGGUGGAAGACGCAAGCGGUCAUGGGCAUGAUCGCAAUGUGCAUUUUCGGGUCCUGUGUGGUGCUGUUGGUGAUCAACAAGCUGAACCAACGGGCGGAUGCCUGA
Molecule: messenger RNA, 552 nt
Organism: Thermothielavioides terrestris NRRL 8126
Lineage: Eukaryota; Fungi; Ascomycota; Sordariomycetes; Sordariales; Chaetomiaceae
Exons: 5
Coding region: 1-552 (183 amino acids)
Source: RefSeq, a predicted model, not a curated record